Messenger RNA from Aureococcus anophagefferens, 1332 nucleotides. RefSeq lists its product as hypothetical. The transcript has a single exon. The coding region runs from base 1 to 1332 and encodes 443 amino acids. NCBI's taxonomy places the organism in Eukaryota, Pelagophyceae, Pelagomonadales, Pelagomonadaceae. The record is from RefSeq and is a predicted model, not a curated record.
AUGGCGUUCGAGCGCAAGGGCGCCCUGGGCCAGACGGUGAUCAUGGGCGUCAUCUUCCUGCUCGUGUUCAUCGCCUACUACAUGCUCCAGGGCUACGCGUCGAUCCUCUUCGGCGCGGACCUCGCGAGCGACGCGCUCGUGACGCUCUACGCCGUCUUCACGGCGGGCUGCUUCUUCGCGCCGGGCGUCGUGAACCGGUUCGGCGGCAAGCGGUCGCUCGCCGGCGGCGUCGUCGGCUACGCGUGCUUCUCGGCCGCGGCGUUCGCGUACGCGGCGCUCGGCGAGCCGCGGUGGACGCGGGCGCUCGUCGUCGGCGGCGGCGCGCUCAACGGCGCGGGCGCCGCCGUGCUCUGGACGGCCCAGGGCCGCAUCCUCCUCGACGCGGCGGCGCGCGACGCGCGCCACGACGUCGGCGAACUCUUCGCGGUCUUCUGGUGCCUCUUCAACACGUCGGCGGUGCUGGGCGGCUUCGUGACCUUCGGCUACUUCUCGACGCAGACGUCGAGCGGCAACGCGCCGCUCUACCUCGGCUUCACGGUGCUGAUCGCGGCGGGCGGCGCGGCGUGCUUUUUGCUCGAGGACGACGCGGUCCCGGCGGCGCGGGCCGACGGCCCCAUGAUCGAUCGCGCGGCGCCCGGCGCGCUCGCGGAGCUCGCCUCGACGAUGCGCCUCUUCGGCACGAAGCGGGCCCUGUGCCUCGCGCUGCUCUUCUGGUACACGGGCUACAACCAGCCCUACCAGCUCAACGGCUUCGGCGACCGCUUCUUCCGGAAGCGCGUCGUCGGCCUGCAGCUGGCGUCGUUCUACUUCAUGGAGGUCGUCGGCGGCUUCGUCGCCGGCCGGGCGCUCGACGACAAGAGCCGGUCCCACCGGCGGAGCGCCGUGGUCGUGCUCUGCCAGUUCGUCGCCGUCACGGCCGUCGGGUUCGGCGUCGCGGGCUACUUGGAGAAGACCGAGGGCCCGGACCCGGCCAAGGUCGGCUUCGAGGGGCUCGACUGGGCCCUCCCGACGCUGGCCUUCGCCGCCUGGGGGUUCUCCGACUCCCAGGUCCAGACCUACACCUACUGGCUCAUCGGCGCGCUGUACCCGGACGACGCCGAGGACCGGUGCCGCAUGGUCGGCUUCUUCAAGCUCACGCAGUCCCUGGGCUGGUGCGUCGGCUUCGCCUUCCUCCCGGCGAAGCGCUGCGCCUACUUCACGCAGCUCGUGCUCACGGGCGCCUGCUUCGUCGCGGGCACGGCGCUCGCGUGCCUCGAGCUGCCCCGCGACGCGAAGCUCGUCGCCGCGGACGCGCCCUUGCUCGCCAACGAGGCCCCGGGCAGCCUCCAGUGA